Aureobasidium subglaciale EXF-2481 is the source of this 1579-nucleotide messenger RNA. RefSeq lists its product as uncharacterized. The record is from RefSeq and is a predicted model, not a curated record. The transcript has 2 exons. The coding region runs from base 400 to 1572 and encodes 390 amino acids. NCBI's taxonomy places the organism in Eukaryota, Fungi, Ascomycota, Dothideomycetes, Dothideales, Saccotheciaceae.
AACAACACAAUAAUGGAUGAGUGUUUGCUUAUACCACAAUUACGAGUUCCACUGUGCUGGGGUAGCUCUGUCUGCCGGAAAUAAGAAAGAACGAUAGCGACGGAGAUGGAAAGUCCAUCAAGCAAUUCGAAAGAGGCUAUAUCCCUCCAGGACUUCGUUUUUCUAGACCUACGCGCAUGAAGCAAUGACGCGUUUCUGAUAGGGCCAUCAACGUUGCCCACUCAACGCGAUCCACACACGUUGCGCGUCGUUCGAGUACACAACGAGGAAGUCUACUUUCACAUUUGUUGUCCUUUUUGCAUUGCACAGCAUAUCAAAUACUAUUCUCAAGAACGGGUCUCGACAUAUCUCGUGCUUCUGCUCAAGGAAUAUUUGAAGACGAGAUCAACACACUUGACCAUGAAUGCGACCGCACCACUAACGCCUGGUCCAGGAUUCGGCCAAUCCUCGACUUCGGCUCAAGUUACUUGUGGGCUUGCGCCCAACUCCAUCACUCCUCAGUCCUUGACGAGCCCAACAAUGGAUCGCGCCGCCAGUAUGACUCCAUCAUCAGCUUCCACGCCUAUACCGGAACCAGUUGUGUUAUCUGAGCGCCAUAUCCAACAAGCACAGCCUGAUGAGCUGCGCACAAUCAUAUCGAGUCUCGUACCUCUCCUGCAAGAGGCUCGUACCGAUGCUGCACAUUACAAGUUGCAAUAUCACAUGCUUUCAAUCGAGAGCACUGAAGCGAUGGAACGAAUUCAGGUCGAAAUGGACAUGGCCGAACGCGAGACUGAACUUCUGAACACAAAUGAGCCCAUCGAACCACGUACGACCCAUGCGCGCCAGGAAGCCGAUCCAAGCAUUCGUCAUGUUCACGUCGAUGUAUGGAAUCUGAUGGCCCAGGAGAAAGAGAGUCUCAGGUCUCAAAACGCCCAGCUUGAACAACUUGUGUCUCAACAUAAGCGAAUGGUCAUACAACAGGAGAGCGAAAUUGCCACCUUGAACGACAGGAUUUCUUUAUAUCGCGAGCGACUUCGUGAGAAUCGAUCUCAUCUCAAUCGUUAUCGUCUUGCUGCCGGAUUUCUCGACUCGCCGCACAAGAGCCAAUCCACUCAAUCGACCCCUUGGGCCGGCCGCGAACGCGAUCAGCCGCCUUUUGCAGCUUUGUUGCAUGCUUCUGAUCUAAUUAGUGCAAGAAACUCUACAAGUCCUAGAACACCAAGACGUAGAAGAGCCGCUUCGAUAACUCCGAUGCCCUAUGAGACCCCUCAAACGCUGCAGUCUGCGCGUCAUACGCAAAUACCACAGACUGCUCCAUCUUUGCGUGGUCCCCAAUUCCAACCUUCAACGCCGCAACCACAUGCUUCAGCUAGACAUCAUACGACAAUGCUUGAACAUGUCUUGAUUGCAGACGAGAGCGAGGGCGAAAUUGAUGUCUUUGGUGGAAACCUUGGCCGUACUCCAGCAAUGCCUCAGACUCCUACACGUGUUCGCAGAACUUCACCCGGGAAAACCCCUUCAAACGUUCCUCGCCAGAUUUCGUCCAAUCUGAAUGAAAAGGCCAGUAUACAGCGCGAGAAUCCUCAUUGAAUUGCAG